Blepharisma stoltei is the source of this 1092-nucleotide messenger RNA. The record is from the annotation of a GenBank genome assembly. NCBI's taxonomy places the organism in Eukaryota, Ciliophora, Heterotrichea, Heterotrichida, Blepharismidae.
AUGGCACAAAGCCUUAUUCAAGAUGCAACUAAAAAGCUAAACAAAGAGAUGGAAUCAAAGUAUAAAAAACUUCAUGAAGACGCUUUAACAGUGUGGCAGAAUAAAGAAAUAAAAUUUGACGUCCAAGUUAUGCAUCUUGGCUUACGAAAAGGAGAAGUUAUGGUCGAUGCAAUUAAUGGGGUAGAAGACACUAAAGGAAAUAACGGCGAAAGAGGCUAUCUUAUCAUUACAAAUCUUAGACUUAUUUGGUUUGCUGAAAGAACACCAAAAACAAAUCUGAGUGUCGGGUAUGAUUGUAUAACAAAUAUUGAAAUCAAGCAAACAAAAUCAAAAUUAAGAGGAAACGUCCAAGCUUUAUAUUUGAGGACAAGAUUUAGAGACACCAGAUAUGAAUUUAUAUAUACCUCACUAAUUGAGAAUUCUCCCAGACUUUUUACGUCUUUUCAAAGCACAUUAAGAAGUUAUGACUCUACUAAGCUUUUCCGUGACUUCAAAAUCAGAGGUGCCAUAAUCCAAGACAAAGAGCUAAUCCUAUUGCCAUCAGAGCAGGUUUAUCAUAAAUAUUCAGGAGUUUGGAACAUCACAACAGAACAAGGCAAUUUAGGCACAAUGUAUAUUUCCAAUAUCCGUGUUGUAUGGUUUGCUAAUUUAGCUGAAAGCUUCAACGUUUCUUUGCCUCAUAUCCAGAUCAAAGGGAUCAAGAAAAAAGACUCUCAAGUCGGCCAAGCUUUAAUUUUAGAAGCCACCAAAAUUAGUGGAAACCAUAUUUUAGGCUUCAGAACUGAAAGAAUUGACGAAAUUUUUUCUGAAAUAAACAGAAUAUGAAGAGUCGCAAUAGAAGCCCCAAUUUUAGGCAUUGAAAUUGCCCACCAAGAAGUCCAAGCCCCAGCUGAACAAGUGAGACAGCCACGAGUGCUUGAUGAUAUUGAAAUUGUGGAGCCUGAGUACGCAGGUCAGCAGCACGCAAGUGCAGCGUAUUUUGUGAGCUCAGCAUCUGCCUCACAAGAAGUGAUUUUUUCACCAGAAUUAGGCUUAGCGAUUGAAAAGCCUCCAAAUGGGAUCUCUUUUGAGCAGCUGUGGAGGAUUAUUUAG